CAGGCACAUGAAACGGCGUGAGCAUUGCAACGUGCAGCUCGUGAACAUUGACUCCAGCCCGUCGGAGCGGGCAUGGGAACCUUGAUAUAUAUGAGGUCUAAAUCGUAAGAUGCGAAGCACGGUCUUUUCUGAGCUUCCUAAUUGUUGUUUUGUUCUAUGUUUAGAUGCAGGCGCCCUGGACAUGAGGUGGAGAACAUACCGUCACGAUGAAGCUGCAGAACAGGCACGGAUCGAGUCGGCUAGACGUCAGCGCUCGCAAGCCAAGCGCGGCAAGAGUCGGGAGAGAGCGGCGCCGGACUGUCGACAAUUUCGUGAGGUGAUGCGGAGCAGAGUCGUGGAUGAAUCAUAUGAGCUACCUGCUGCGGUCUACAGGUAGCGUUGAAAUCUGCCCCGUGAGCUCCAAACGUUCCAGGCGUACUUGGUUGGCUAUAGACUCGUGAAAUUCUUGCUGGCGAAUCUCCGCGGCUAGGCAGCUGGUGUGCGUGUCUGCUGUAAGCCGGUAGCUCCGAGUCGAAGGCAGAUUCAAACGCAUUGAGGCCAACAUUGACUAGGCGCCCAUUUGGCGGUGUCGACACAUCUUCGGCUCCAUCCGGACGAGACACAGGAGCUGGACGAGACACAGGAGCUGAGUGGACCUGCUCAGGACACGUAGUUGGGCUGAGAAGCCCGUCGCGAUCUCGCUUGUUGGCCGGCAUCUCAACGGGUCGCAAAGGCUCUUGAUGUGUACUAGAUGUGGAACGACAACCGUAGGCAGCGCUCCCUCUCUGCAGGAGAGCGACAUUGGAUCCAGUGGAGCUCAGAGUCAGGCCUCGGUCGGCUGCCGUCCUCUUAGCCUUGCUCAUUCGGCCGCCGCUCGGUGGACUCAGCGCCGAACUUGGAGGGCCCAGACUGCUCGUCGAGUCAGCCCUCAACAUCGUUCUGACAUCCGCGUGUGGCCGCAAACUCUGUAGCCCCAUCGACAGCGGAUUCUCAAGUGGUAGAGAGAAACUGCGUGGCUUGGUGUUGACCUUGCUUCGCAGAGCGGUGGUGGAAUCUCCUCUAUUCUUUUGUCCCUUAUCGGGAUGGAACAUGUUUGACCAUUCAGCUGAUCUAGGCGAUAGCGAUGCUAAAGUCUCGCCGCCGCUCCCGGAUGCUGGUCCCCUGGUCGAGGCGCUGCUUGCAGUAGCGCUCUGAACGGAUGCGGAGCGUAUCAGAUUACCGACGCCUCGAAAGCUAUUCAUGCUAGCUGCUGCGAUGGAUUCAGACGAAGGAGAACGCUUGCGAUCAGAGCGAUGUCCUAAAGCCAGGUCCGACUUGCUGAGAUCAAUGCGUACUUUGCCCGACACGGUGGACCACGCUGUCGCAAGCCGAGACGGCUGGCAGUCAGUGGAGGUUCGCGAGCAUGGCGAUAUCAGUUCCUUGCCGUCCUGACGGUACCCAUCUGGCGUCAUGCGACCAGGUGGCUCAGGGAAGAAUAGCAAUGUACCCAUACGACUUUCCGCCAUUGCGCCGCCAACGGUGCUGCUCACAUCUUCGCGGCGUGUGCGGAAGGUGGGUGAAAGUCUGGUGAUGCUGCCCCGCAAGUCAGCUGACGAUGUCCUUGGCCUGCGUCGGGCGAACCAGUUGGACAGCGAACGGCCAGGAGGCACCUCGCGCGCAGGCCUGCUCGACAGAGAAAGGCCGGACGUGGUUGAGCAGUCGUCUCUAAGCUGCUCGGUAUCCGAGUGGCGCGUGUCUGUGCGUUGAAGUGAGCUGGAGCGUGCUCGCAAAACAGGCUCCUUGCGAGUCAAAGGGGCGACCACAGGAGCCGCGUGGCCAGACUUGGGGGGAAUAGCAACAGAUAAGGCUGUUGAAACGCGUUGCGCGGAAACAGAGACUGGAGCUGAGGCAGACUGACACUCUCGUGAUCCUUCAACAUGUUGUUUCAUCAUGUGUUGAGCCGACAUUGCGGCAGCCGCUUUCUUGGCCAUUAACGUUCCGCCGAACAUGGAUGCUCCAAGGAGCGGCUGAGCGCUUUGUCCUUGUUCUUGGGGAAGGACUCCCAAAGGUCUACUGCGAAGCCAACCUCCUUCAGUGUCGAUGCUAGACGAUCGCGAUGAUGCAAGAGCAACAUCAGAGAGCUUGUGCGACAAUUUGCGCAAGCGGUGAUUUUUCACCGGUGUGGGUGUCUUGGGCAAGGGCUCUUUUGGUGGUGCAGAAUCCACGCUUGAAGAUUGCCAACGACCGUGCUCACGCGCAUGCAGACCUUUUGGAAGGAUCGAUGAUGUCAAGCUUGAUUUUGUCUGCCCAUGUUGACCUGAAAAGUUUUGCGCUCGCAUCUUUCGGGGCAAGGUUGGUUCUUGGUGACCAUGAUGGAAAGCGUCCACUCGAGACUCGGAGCGUUCCGGUGCUAGGUCCGAAGCUGACUCUUGACUCCAACGUGUCUGGCCUUCAGAAGUGUGUGCACUGGAGACUUGCGACGACCUUCCGGGUCCCCUUUCUGAGCCGCUCACCUCCAGCCUCAACGAGGUCCGCCCGUUCUCCG
Ceraceosorus bombacis is the source of this 2503-nucleotide messenger RNA. Lineage: Eukaryota; Fungi; Basidiomycota; Exobasidiomycetes; Ceraceosorales; Ceraceosoraceae. The record is from the annotation of a GenBank genome assembly.